Manduca sexta (tobacco hornworm) is the source of this 5787-nucleotide messenger RNA. Its product is annotated as N-terminal kinase-like protein. The record is from RefSeq and is a predicted model, not a curated record. Gene Ontology annotation, biological process: protein phosphorylation. Gene Ontology annotation, molecular function: protein kinase activity; ATP binding. Lineage: Eukaryota; Metazoa; Arthropoda; Insecta; Lepidoptera; Sphingidae. The transcript has 13 exons. The coding region runs from base 229 to 2664 and encodes 811 amino acids.
CAAAGAGUUGAGUCAUUAUCUGUCAAACGGUGUCUUGUCACCAGCCUGUGUAUAGAAAAUCUAUUUCUUAUUAUUUUAUAUAAAUUCAACGCAAAUAUCUUAUUUAUAAAAUAAUUUGGUUAGCAUAACAAAAUUUAUUAUAUUAUGACAUUUUAUACUUUAGGCGAAGUGCGUUUUUUAACGGACUAUGUGUGCAAGUUGUAAAUAAUAUAUUGAGUGGAGUGCAUUAUGUGGUCGUUUUUCUCACGGGAUCCCACAAAGGAUUUUCCCUAUGAAGUAGGGGAUCCUGUGGCUGGGCUAGAAGACAGAAGUGUUUGGACGCUGCACAAAGGCAAAAAGCGGGGAACUCAAGAUGAAGUGUCAAUAUUUUUAUUUGACGUCCAAAAGAGUUCGGAGACUCUUUUUGACAUAGCGAAGGCCUCCCUAAAAAAACUUAAGACUAUGAGACACCCUAGCCUUUUACAUUAUUUAGAUAGCUGUGAAACUGAGAAAUUUUUAUAUGUAGCUACAGAGUAUGUACAGCCUUUAUCCACUCACAUAGAAGAUGUUAAACUCGAGGGACAGCAGAAGGAGUUAUUCCUCGCAUGGGGGAUAUUCCAAAUAACUAGAGCAUUAUCAUUCCUAACCAAUGAUGGUAAUAUGAGACACAACAAUGUCUGUCUGUAUUCAGUGUUUGUCACUUUAGACGUGGAAUGGAAAUUAGGAGGCUUUGAAUUCUUAACUAACCAGACACAAGACACCUCAACCGCGAUACCUUUGAAAAUAUUACCAGCACUUGAAAUCUAUGAUCCACCAGAGAAAAAAGAUCCCAGUAAACUAAAAACAGUGACAAAAUGCUCAUCAGAUAUGUGGGGGUUGGGCUGUCUGAUUUGGGAGGCAUUCAAUGGACCGCUGAAAAAUCAACCAGCACUCAAAACAGUGGACCAUAUACCGAAACAGUUGUGCACUUUGUACUGUGAACUAGUUAGUGCUAAUCCUGCAUCGAGACCGAACCCAGCUGAUAUUAUAACAAGAUGUCGCAAAAUGGGCGGAUAUUUUAAGAACGAUCUAAUAGACACUAUGCUGUUUCUGGAAGAAAUACAAAUCAAGGAUAAAGCAGAGAAGGGCAAGUUUUUCUCCACACUCAGCUCGUUCCUCGACAACUUCCCUGAAGCAGUGUGUGUUCACAAGAUCUUACCACAGCUACUUACUGCAUUCCAUUACGGUGAUGCGGGAUCUGCUGUCUUAGCACCUAUGUUUAAGUUAGGAAAAUUAUUAAGCGAAGAAGAGUAUCAAAAGCAAAUAGUUCCGUGCGUUGUGAAACUGUUCGCUUCUAACGACAGGACCACGCGGUCUCGUCUGUUGCAGCAACUCGACCAAUUUAUUGUGCACCUACAGAAUAACACUGUAAACGACCAAAUAUUUCCUCAAGUAGUACACGGGUUCCUGGACACCAACCCCAUUAUCAGAGAACAGACAGUCAAAUCGAUAGUGCACCUCGCCUCUAAGCUGAACUACAACAACUUGAAUGUGGAAGUGUUGAAGCACUUUGCUCGGUUGCAAUCCAAAGAUGACCAGGGAGGCAUAAGAACGAACACCACGGUAUGCCUGGGCAAGAUCGCGUCUCAUCUGCACCCGCAGAUCAGACAGAAGGUUCUGGUGUCAGCGUUCGUGCGAGCCACGCGCGACGCCUUCCCUCCAGCGAGGCAGGCGGGCGUGCUGGCGCUAGCGGCCACGCAGCAGUACUUCCUGUUAGCCGAAGUGGCCAAUAGAGUGCUGCCGGCGCUGUGUCCUCUCACUGCUGAUCCGGAGAAACAGGUGCGUGACGCCACAUUCAGAACUAUAAGGGGCUUCCUUGGAAAGUUGGAGAAAGUGUCAGAGGAUCCGAGCCUAAAGGAGGGAAUGGAAGCAGACGUGCACACGGCGACUCCUUCGCUAAGCAACGCUGCGGCGACGUGGGCGGGCUGGGCCGUCACCGCGGUCACCGCCAAGUUCUAUCGCUCGCACUCCGACACCGCCCGGGUGCAGCACUCCGCCAAGUCCGCGCUCUCCAAACCUGGAUCGUUGGAGCAACCGUCAUCGAGCAGUAUGUCAACGACGACGUCAUCGGUGACAUCGAUGACGUCACUGGAGCACAGCGAGUCCGCGUCCGACUACGACCCCGAGCACUGGGACAUGGCCGCGUGGGGGGAAAUCGACUCCAGCGGAGGCACGUGCGCGAGCGUGAAGUCGCCGCCGAGCAGCGGCUCCGCGCACGCCGCGCCCGCGCUCGCCGCGCUGUGCGAGGACGACUGGGACAACGAGGAGUGGGGCACGCUGCAGGAACAACCCACCGCGGAAGCCGAACUGGCGAGUCCGUCAGAAACCUGGAACAACUCGGUGUGGCCGGACAUGAGCGUGAACAACGCGAACGCGACGUACGUGCGCGGCUCCGCGCGGCUCGAGCACCGCCCCACCGCGCACCAGAACAGCAACGACUCGCUCGGCGGCUGGGAGGACGGCGAGUUCGAACCCAUCGAGGAGAAUGUCGACGAAAACAACGCUUCGAAAAUGGACGAAAUGCGACGAAAGAGGGAAGAGAGGAAGUUGCAGCGACAGAGGGAGAUGGAGGCGCGUCGCUCGGCGAGAGGACAGGGCCCGAUGAAGCUCGGCACCAAGGUGGCCGCGCCGCCGCCGCCAUUCUAGUGAACCGACAGUGUCGCAACCAUGUGGUAAAUGCUGAACACUAAUUUUUUUGUGUAGCAAUCAGCUAACAGCUAUCGCAUUCCGGUAUUCCAUAAAUUCUAAAUAUCUGAUGAUUUCUUUACUUUUAUCAUCAAAUAUACCUUUGCAGAUUACACUAUUGACCAUACUUCACAAAACAUUUGAAUACUAUAUUAAAGCUAUGUACAAUAUUAAACUUAAAUCUCUGCAGGAUGUUGGAGUUCGUUUUGCUAUAUUACCUCGCAGACGCUGUUAGCUUUUUGCCAUAAAAUAUUGUCGACAAAUGCAUGUCAUAAUUUCUGAAGCUGCUGUUUUUAAACUGCGACAGCUAAGAAUCGCAUUUAAAUCCAUAUUAUAUUGCCUAACAAAUAUAAAUCUUAUGACAAAAUAAAUGGAAUCGACUGAUACUGUACGCUAUUUUUGAAGCAUGUAGUGAAAUGCACAACUGUACAAACAUGUAUAGUUUAGGAAAUAUAAUGUACAUUUUAUGUAGCGGCUCAUACUAAUCGUUGCAUAUUAUAAUUAUUUCCUAAACUAUAAGUAUCAGCUAAUUGUGUUUUUCCGAUACAAAAAUCAUGGAAUAAUCUAGAAAAAGGUCUUAAAUAGUUAAUUCAGUUUUCUUUCAUACUUGGCACUCGUUAUGUUUACGAUACAUAAUAUAGAUUUUAUUCACGACAUAUCUUAUAUGUAUAUAUAAUAGAAAUAGAAUCAAGGUUACAUUAUUUCUGAUUACUGCAUCGUGUUUAUUACAUCAUGUUCAGUUUUGCAAAUGUAUCCAAAAGGACAUUGAUAUGCGCAGGAGUGCGGAGUUUUACAUAAGAGAUAGACACGCGUGUGAUCCGAAUUUAUAAUAGACUUAGAAUCGUCCUUUCACGUUUCUUUAUAUAUUGCUAUUAUAUAACUAUUAUGUUUAAUGCAUUUAAUGUAUAUUACUAUAUAUAUAUAUAGUAGUAUUUUGUCACAACAAACCUUUUCAAGUUAAUUUUCUUGGUAUUCUUAUCUAAUUUUCGAAGAUUAUUAUUGAAUGCGAAGAUUUAAAAAAAACUAUAUGAGUAAAUUACAUUGUUUUUUUUUUUAAACACCAUCAAAGACUAUAAAUCAUAAUCAAUGUCCUAUUUGGCGAUUGUGUAAUUAGGGAACAAAUAUUGUAAUUUGACAUGCACCAAAUGGGAGCGCUCAAGUGAGAUUAGACGCCAUUAAGGCAUAAGGAUAUUUUCAAACAUUUUUCGUAAGACAGAUUGGCUAUGGCUUGAAUUAUUAACGGGAGGCGAUUUUGAUAUUAUUCUAAAGCUUUUUACAGACUGAAUCAAAUGUUUUCGACUACGCCGUUCAUGGCGAUUUGCUCCAUUUAUUUUGAAGGCUUUGUGCUACCAAGUAAUCGAUACAUCCCUUGACUUUCAUCGCUUAUUUGCUUUACAGAUUUUUCAACACAUCGUAAUUAAAACCUUAUGAUAAAUGGGUGGCAGAUUGUAUUUGAAUUUUACGGAUUCCCUUAGUGUGUAAUUAAGUCUAGAUUUGGAAGUAUGGAACGCUUUUCCCUAAUGUCGGAUAUCGAAUGUGCUGUCGGAAUAUGAGGGUGUUAAUUUAAUGUAUUGUAUGGUGGAUAUGUAGCCUGUACUUGAAAUUGAUAUGAAAUGGUUUUAGCAAUUAACGAAUUUCAUUGGAGUUUUAAAGUUGCUUAUAAAGUAUAAUAUGUAUUUUAUAAUGAGGCGUUGAAUGAGUAUCGUUUGCAUAUUUUUACCAUUUUGAAAUUGAAACCGUUGGCAUUGAAUUGUUCUUUGAAAGGUUAUUAUUAAUUUUGUAAUCAUAGUUUUGAUUCACAAUUCAAGUAACCUUCAAGGAAAUUCAAUUUUAAGUAACCUUCGUACAAAGUAUUUCUCAAUAGUAUUUGUAACAUUUCAUGCAAUAUCAAGUAUAGCACUAAAUGUCAGAUGUUUGUGAAGACGAUUUUAUAAUUAUAUUAUUAUAUAUAACACUAUAUAUUAUGUGUAUAUUGUGAGUACCAGACUGAGCCGGUCUAUGUGUUUUUAAUUACUUCAAUGGUUCAGUAAAUAUUCCUGUAUGUAAAUCAUAUGGGUGUCAUUUAAAAUGCCAGGUUGUAGUCGGUUUUUGAGGCACUUUCAAGAGUAUUGUCAAUAACAACAAACAUCUAGUGCUUUGAGGUCACUUUGCACAGGCAAAUGAAGGUGUUUUAACUCUUUUAUACAGAUAAAAAAAGUAAAAAAAUAACUCAUCCAUAUAGCUUACGUUCCAGAGUCCAAUAAGUAGUUAUUGAAAGGUGACAACCUUCAAAACUGAAUUACUAUGCUUGAGGGCAACAAUAGCUAUAUAAUAAAAAUGGCGAGCUGUCUUAUGUUUCGCAUUGUCGAUCGAACUUUCUAGCUACUAUUCUUUGUGAUGCAGGUUAUAUAAGUAAAGCUUAUCGGGUGUUUCAUAAAUUUCAAUUUAACUGAAGCUUUUAACAGCUUUUAACUGAAUCGUCAUUUAAAAAUAUAUGAAUAAAUAUUGGAUAUGUGUAAAACGCAGGUAAAGUCCGUGUGAAAUUUUAAAACGCUAGUUUGAGGCAAGUUGCCUGGUUACUUGUUCAUAAUUAAUACCACCACAACCACCAGCGCCUUACAACAAACAUAUUUUUAAAUAUUCCAACAGUGAAUAUGGAUAAAUAUAUUUAAUAAAAAUAAAGCAAUAGACUUUCAGAAACACCAGUGUAGUCUGAAAACAAUUAUGUUAUUUUCAGGUUAUGAAUAAUUAUAUAUGUAAGAUAAAGGUUUAUUACCUAUUUCAGAUUCUUAGGCAUGGAUUCAGAAUUACUCUGGAAUCUUAUAGAACGAAAUAAAAUUAUUAUUAUUAUUUAGUGCUUACAAAUUCUAGUAAUAAUAAAAUCCCUAAAAUAGACCUGAAUUCAUGCCUGAUUUAUUUAAAAAAGGUUUAAUUAUAUGUCCAGCUGUAUUAAGAUUAAAAAUUAUAUUACGAAUGGCAACCCAGCUGUGUGUCAAUGUUUGCUAUAAAAUGUAUGAAUUGAUCGAUAUUGUAAAGAAUUGGUGUGACGAGAUUCUUAUUCUAUCUGCUAAUAUUUACACUUCUGUAAAUAAAAGUUGAAAAAUA